AUGGCUAGAGGCGUGUCUCACCUGGAGAUGUUCGAGGAAGCUUUGAACGCAAAGUACUUCGGUGUCGGAAAGCCAUACGGAAGAGCCGAAUUCGACAAGUGGCUGGCAGAUUACGAUGCUAUCGUUGAGAUUCCAGCUGUCUUCCUGGAUGAGUUCGUCGAGGCAUACCCCGAGGUCCCAUUUGUGCACGUGGAGCGGGAUGUUCACAAGUGGUAUGUCUCCGUCAUGAACACACUGGGUCACUCUCUUCAGGACGUAGACAAGUUCCCGUUGAAGCAGCUGCGGCUUAUUGAUACUUAUGUGGAUCGCUUCUGCUCGUUUCAUCUUAUGGUUCAUCGAAUAUGGUGGCACGGCAAGGCGCUCGAAGACGGCGAGGACGUCCUCAAAGCGGAUUACAUUGAGUUGAAUCGCAGGGUCAAGGAAAUAGUACCAAAGGAGAAGCUGGCGUCGUUCAACCUAGAAGAUGGAUUUGGGUGGGAGCAGCUUUGCCCUGUUCUGGGAAAACCCAUACCAGAUGUGCCUUUUCCGAGCGCGAACAUCCCAGCAAGGUUUGAUAAGAUGCAAGCCGGUUUUGUUCGCAAAGCCAUAAAGAAAGCGUACGCUCUAUUGGCAACAUCAAUCUUGGUGCCAUCUAUUGCCAUAGCGGCGUGGUAUUAUUAUCGUGGCCGACCAGUCCGUGGCCUGGCCGCCCUACGGCUUCCUCUUUUUGGCCGCUAA
This is a messenger RNA of Diaporthe amygdali, 717 nucleotides long. RefSeq lists its product as uncharacterized. The coding region runs from base 1 to 717 and encodes 238 amino acids. The record is from RefSeq and is a predicted model, not a curated record. The transcript has 2 exons. Lineage: Eukaryota; Fungi; Ascomycota; Sordariomycetes; Diaporthales; Diaporthaceae.